GGUAUCACUUCCUUUACAACGGUGACCAUGCAGCUUGAAUCCUUAUAUGAUGAGACAAGAAAAUGGUUCUUUCUCAUGCCGCCCAUCUUUGGUCCGCUUCAAUUUCUCUUCGAUGCCCCGUUCGGAAGAUUUUCUCCAUCCAAUGACAGUAUCUUCCUUGUGGAUGGAAUCAAGGCCUGGAUUGUCAUGGAAUUAGUCUCCCCUAUCACAUUCAUCACCGUACUAUACCGCGGGCCCUAUGCGGCACCAUUGUCUGCGAUGUCCACUCCCCAGGUCAUCCUCACCAGCCUGUUCAUGAUCCAUUAUCUUAACCGUGCGUUAAUUUCCCCUCUGCAAACACCAUCUCGCUCGAAGUCGCACAUCGUUGUGCCCCUCUCCGCUAGUAUGUUCAACCUUGCGAAUGGUGCCCUAAUGGGCACCUACCUCUCGUCUCCCGCUGCAUCUGCGUUUCUGGCGGGGGCCUUGUCUCGUCCUUCUUUCUGGGCUGGAAUCACAUUAUGGGCGUGUGGAUUCGCGGGAAACAUCUUGCACGAUGAAGUGCUUCUCGAUAUCCGCCGUAAAUCUAAAGCGAAAGGCAAACGCAGCGAGAACAAACUCGGAAAGGAGCACUAUGCCAUUCCCCAUGGUUACCUCUACAGAUACAUUUCUUAUCCAAACUACUUCUGCGAGUGGUCAGAAUGGUUUGGCUAUGCAUUAGCUGCUGCACCAUUCCCUGCUCUCAUGCCGCUCACAGAGACAAUGAGAACCAUCCAGCCCCCUUGGUUGUUUCUCUGGGCAGAAGUUUUGCUGAUGAUUGCUCGGGCAUACAAGGGCCAUCAAUGGUACCACAAGAAUUUUCCCGAGUACCCCAAGGAGAGGAAGGCUGUUGUGCCGUUUAUCUUUUAGGCUGCCGGGUCUAACACAGGCUCCUAAGAAGGACAGCUAUCAAUGUUCCAAGUUCUUAUAUCACCGUGUCAGCUUGUUUCACUACCAAGUUUUUCGUGAUGCUGCGGCCACUAGUAUUUUAUGAAUGUACGAUCUAUCAUUCAAAUUGUUCCAAAUCAUGGAAUUGAAAAAUGACAACAGUUACGUUAAUGCCUGA
Messenger RNA from Suillus bovinus, 1081 nucleotides. RefSeq names its product 3-oxo-5-alpha-steroid 4-dehydrogenase-domain-containing protein. The transcript is spliced from 2 exons. NCBI's taxonomy places the organism in Eukaryota, Fungi, Basidiomycota, Agaricomycetes, Boletales, Suillaceae. The record is from RefSeq and is a predicted model, not a curated record. Gene Ontology annotation, molecular function: oxidoreductase activity, acting on the CH-CH group of donors. Gene Ontology annotation, biological process: lipid metabolic process. Bases 28 to 885 code for a protein of 285 amino acids.